CAAUCAUUCGUCCAUCGAAAUAACAACAUUGUUUUGGCCUUAUCAAGGGACUAAACGGCAGCAGGAAAUUUUCGAAUAAAUCCAUGAAAAUGGAUAACCUCAAAGAACAAGUUAUGAUAAACCAUUUUGUAUCGGCCACAGGAGUACAUGCAGAACAAGCAAAACAGUUGUUAGCGGCUUCAAAUUGGCAAUUUCAGACUGCUCUUAGCAUGUUUCUUCAAGAAUCAUCAAUUCCAACGUGUAGAACAUGUCACGGCAAUCAUACAAACGCAAAUUACCCGUUAUGUGCACCAGCAAAUACUCCAGCUACACCCCCUAAUUUCCCUGAUGCAUUGUUAGCAUUAUCAAAACUCUCCACCACAGAAAAAUUUAGUUCCUCCCCUUACGCCACCUCACCACAGCAAGUAGCCAAUUCUCCCAAAGGCAUGGAAAUAGAGGCACAGCGAUAAAACUGACAAGCUCCAGGGCAAACGAGAGGAGCAUGGCAUUUGGGACAAGUUUGUUGUUUUUUGGAUUGGACCACUGUGUAAGCUGUAGAGAUUUGAAGAAGGAUGUGAAAAGUGCUUAGAUAUAUAUAUGUGUACACAGGGACAGAGAUAUGAAGACUCCUCCUGAAGUUUUACAUUACAUAUUGUCAACCUUGUUGUAUUUUCCCUAAUGUGUCAGUUUUUUUUUCUCUCCUUCUUUAAAUAAUGAAAUAGUUUGAAGAUUGUAAUAUUCUUUAAAGCUAACUGAUUUGUACUUGUAAAUGAAUUUGUGUGAACAUCUCAAGUUAUCAGAUAAACCAACAAAAUGCUAGGAUUGCUUGUAGACUUGUGUCAUUGAUAAGUAUCAAAUUUUGUUUGUUUCCAGCUUAUUUUUGAUCUCAGUAUUUAUUUGUGUUUUAUAAUCCAUGCAUGUACACAGUGAAUGUCAAGAAAUAAUACCAUAUUUGUUCCAGUAAUUGACAGUGUUCAUAACAUCAUUUUUAUCAACCUUGUUAUGUCAUAAAUAUAUUCAAAACAAUAGAUGGAUGUUUUAUAUGGUUUUUGAAUGGCAUUGCACCAUUGUAAAAGACCAUACUUUACAAUCAUUAUAAGCAAAAAGAAAAAAAUAACUGUAUAAUGUAUACAAAGUGCCUAUGGCAUUUACUGGGAUGAAUAUGGUAAAGUUUCAGUCGUUGUGAGUCGAAGUGAUGGUUUCUAAUUUGAAUAAUUUCCCACUUGUCAUCUGAAUCAAAAAAACAUUCUUUUGUAGUUGUGAAAAAUUCUGAUUUUUCUUCUGGAUGAUUAAUUAACACUGAUUGAAUUAUGCUUUUGGCAGGCAAUACUAGAAUGGCUUUCUUUAAUAAAAGUCUCCGUCCAGUUAAGCAAUAUGUAAUGACAAGAACAUCUGAUUGUAUUUCCUCAGAUUUGUGUUACUUUUAUCAAAGAAGGUCAAACUUUUUGUAGGUCAUUUUUCUGUAUUUAUGUACUGCCAAUUUUUUUUUGUAACAUUUUAUAGCUUUUCCCCUCCCCCUGCAAUUUUUAUGUUUACCCGAGUAUUUGUGCUAUUAAUACAGGUAUUUCUAGAUGAUCUAGACUUACCGAAGGUAAGAAUUAUGAGUAACUUCAUUACAUGACCUUGACCUUAGGUCACCUUGAUGAGGUUAUAAAUCAAUGUUCCUCAUUAUUAUCAUAUGUUUGUAUUAUGAAGGAAUAUUGUGUAUAAUUCGGGUAGGAUCUACCCUUUAUUCUUUUGAACUGUUAUUGACUAAACAUUUUCUGUACAUAGUUAUAUUUGAUGGAAUCAUGUUUCAUUAAUUUUUGUAUAGUUACAUGUACUAUGUAUGUAUGUCAUUAACUCCACAUGAGAUGAAAAUAAUGUUAAAAAAUUCAGUUUUUUUAAGUUCUGUAGUAUCCAUUGUUCAUUAAACUUACUCAGGAACUUAAAAAA
Messenger RNA from Saccostrea cuccullata (small rock oyster), 1914 nucleotides. Its product is annotated as UBA-like domain-containing protein 1. Lineage: Eukaryota; Metazoa; Mollusca; Bivalvia; Ostreida; Ostreidae. Gene Ontology annotation, molecular function: protein binding. The record is from RefSeq and is a predicted model, not a curated record. The transcript is spliced from 3 exons. The coding region runs from base 84 to 449 and encodes 121 amino acids.